AUGGAUCAUCGCAUCGGCAUCGCCGAGACGAGGCUCCGUCUGGAACACCGUAGGAGGCCACCAGGUAAGUGAGCCUCCAGGAAAGCGAUCGCUGCUCUACUGUCAUUGCUUUUGCUUGUUCGCGCUCGCCUACUCUGUGUCUGUCUUUGUUAAAAACUAACUAUCGUUUUGUUGAGUCUCCACUGUUGCCUCUGCUUCUUGCUGUUCUGCCUGCUUGCUUUUGUCUGCUUGUUCGUGUCGGUCGUUACUCCAAGCUGAAUGUCGUUCUGUUGAUUGCACCUGCUCGCCGUUUAUAUAUUUCAGCAACCAGAUAAACUCGAGAAUUACGAGAAAACUCUGCACCCCACCUCUCUACCCUUCGCUCGUCCCCCUCCCCCCUUUCAAGUCCUAUGGCGAUGUCGUAGACAGUCAAAUUCUUUCGUUCUCCCACUAAGGAAAGACGUAUCCCAUAGGGGAUUUCGUCAGCCCUUUGGAACAACUGAGCAGUCCCAUUUAGGGAGAUAACUGCUCGCCCCCGCGAGGAGAAGGGGCUAAAAAAGGUGCCCUAAACAAAUAAUGGGGAACCACGCCAUCUGCAGACUGACCGUGGUCGCAGAUGCAAAACACACGGUCGAAACAAUCAAAAUCGAAACAGCACUCCUCCUCCUCCUCCUCCUCCUCGCCGCCCUACCCGCCAGACUGGUAGAAUGAGCCCGCCCAUUAUGGCAGCCUGCAAUGUUGGUUCCCUUUUAGACAAUCCGAGGAGCAAUUGACCAGAUCGGAGGACGGCACUAGUGGCACGGAAACUGGGGCUUUAAAAGGUGGGCAUCGCUGCACUCAACAAGAUCCGGUCCCCCGAACAAGGCCAAAUGGAGGAGGUGGGAGCUGAUUGCACCUUCUUCUGGAGCGGUCGAUCCAGAGUCCCAGGUGUCGCCUUUGUCAUCCGGAGCGACAUCGUGGGCAGCUGCCCUGUCUGCCGCAGGGUAUCGUCGAUCGUCUAAUUUGCAUCCGGCCUCCGCUACGGGAAGGCAAAUUCGCACCAUCACCAGCGUCUACGCCCAACCCCAAUGACCAGACUCCGACGCCACAAGGGACAAAUUCUAUGAGGACCUGCACGCCCUCCUGGCGACUGUGUCGAAGGCGGAUAAGUUGAUUGUCCUUGAUGACUUAAACUUCUGCGUCGCGCAGACCAUACUGCCUGGAGAGGGGUGCUGGGUCCAUGGUAUCGACGGCCGCAAUGACAAUGUCCAGCUACUUCUAAGAACCUGCGCAGAACACCGAUUCAUCCUGAUCAACACCUACUUCCGCCUCCCGAUGCGAGAGGAAGCCACCUGGAUGCACACUCGGUUGCGAAACUGGCACCUGCUGGACAAUGUCGUUCGGAGGCGAGACCAACGUGACGUGCUGGUGACAAAGGCGAUUUCGGGUGCCGACUGCUGGACCGACCAUCGUCUCGUCAUCUCCAAGAUGCGGAUUUGCCCGCAGCCUCGCAGGAGACUUCAAGGUAAACGUACCCCUAGGUAAGUCGAAUAUAACUUUGCUGUCGUUUCCUGCUCACCAUCUCCAUUUCAGCAGUGAGCUAGUUCAGCGACCAGCCAGCCUUCCAGUCGCUGCUCCCGCCACCGCCGCCGCCGCCGCCGCCGCGGCCGCCGACGAGAGCGCCUCUGUGGAGAUCGGAUGGUGCCAACCAAGUGACACAGUCCAGUCGACGACGCUGGCCGUCAUCAACAACCUGCUCACCUAG
This is a messenger RNA of Spirometra erinaceieuropaei, 1723 nucleotides long. Lineage: Eukaryota; Metazoa; Platyhelminthes; Cestoda; Diphyllobothriidea; Diphyllobothriidae. The record is from the annotation of a GenBank genome assembly.